Molecule: messenger RNA, 569 nt
Organism: Strongylocentrotus purpuratus (purple sea urchin)
Lineage: Eukaryota; Metazoa; Echinodermata; Echinoidea; Camarodonta; Strongylocentrotidae
Product: cell wall integrity and stress response component 4-like
Exons: 3
Coding region: 75-569 (164 amino acids)
Source: RefSeq, a predicted model, not a curated record
GUCUAUGAAUUACCGAAUGCAAAGUCCUUCAUGGCGAUGUCGAGAGAAUCAAAGUGUAAAUAGUGAAAUACCGCAUGCUAAUUAUUAUCGACAGAUUCGGUAUUAGAUUUAGAAUCGGCCCUUCAGACGGCAUUCGUCUCGCAAUUUUCGUUCGACCGGAUCGUACAGACUGGGGCAAAGCAGCUAAGUUCGUUACACUUCCAACUCAGAAUGGACUCCAAUUCAGAACACCAAUUAGGUGGGCAACCACCAUCAUCAUCAUCACCACCAUCAACAACAAUACCACAAGCACAGGCCCAAACAUCAUCACCUGCAUCAGUACCUCAAUACAAACCAGAAGUACCUCCUCGACCACCACGAUCAUCAUCACCAUUACCACCAUCACCAUCACCACCAUCACCAUCACCAUCACCACCACCACCUCCAUCAUCAUCAUCAUCGCCAGCACCGCAGACCGAAUCUUCACCUGCAACACCACCACCUCCACAAAGCAAGCCUUCAUCACCACCACCACCACCACCAACAAAAGCAUCACCACCACCACCCCCACAAAGCAAAACCCGAUUUGA